UCGACUGAAAAAAUCCAGUGAUUUUCUAUUUUAUUUAGUAAGACUUACUUCAAAUUGCUUCAAAAGUAUGAAUUUUGUUGAAUAUACGUAACGUAAUAUAACUUAUUAAUUAUUUUCCAAAAAAAAUGGGAAUUUCAACUCAGUGACUUCAAAGAAACGGUUCUAAAUGGUUUCGUGUAAAUAUAAUAAUGAAGGAUAUUAUAAAAUUGUGAUUAAAUAGUGAUUGUGAUUAAAGGCCUUUUUUAAAAGACCUCAAUAUGGCUACACAACCUUUUCAAAGACGAGAUUGGAAGCAAAGACUUAGUCUUCGGGGAUCGAGAAGAAAUCCAGCAGCCGAGGAAUCGGCAGUCUUCCGCCCUCGUCUAACCCGCCGUUGCGCCUCUCUUCGGCAAUGUUCCCGCGCCGGAACGGAUUCGCCCGUCUUGCACGGUCGCCGGUUGCACGGCGGUUCGGCCACGGGUAAUCUGUCGGGUUCCAUGGGUCACUCGAACCUUUCGGGGACCCCUGGAACGCCGCCAAUGCCGAGGAGGAGCAACUGGGAGGUCAUUGAACACUUUUCGUCUACUAGGGGCAGGCCGAGCGUCAGCUCUAGCUUGAUAGCAGCUGGUGUAGCUAGAGGUAUUUUAGAAGAAAGUGAACAUGGUGGAAGUAGUGCAGGAAGUCCUGUCAGUUUACCAGCUGCUCCAACAGGACGAAGGGAUUUAGAAGCAGGAGUCAAGGAACCACUUUUAUUAGAUGGAAAUGCAGCUGAAAAGACCCGAAGCAAUUCUAGACGUGGACCACUUUGUGAAAAAUUGCGUUCGCUUGUUCGGAGGCUGUGUGGGACACCUCAAUUUAGAAAUUUACAGGUGGAGAUGCUCUACCAGCGCUAUUUCCUUAGAAUGAACCAAAGUAACAUGACGCACCUCUUAGGUCUUUUAAUAAGUUUGGCAGCCGGAUUGGCCCUAGUGCACGGUGCUGCCCUCUGGACACACGGAGUAGAGUCGAACUAUCAAGACCCUUUGUGGGACCUUAGUGGCCCAGAACAGGGAAGCAGACAACAAUUUAGGGAUUAUAUUGGGGUUGGGCUUAUGUUGACGUGCUGUGCCAUCAUUUAUGGAGGUUUGAUGGCUGUUCUGUCUAGACCGGCCCUGAACGAAAUUCAUUUGCUGGCCGUCUCCUACGUCGUCCUGGUCACGUUCCUAGGACUCGAGAUAUGUCUGGCACUAACGGCGGCCCCGAGGCGAAUAUCUUCAGGUGCCAGUUCGACUCUGGUCUUCGUGUAUCUGACCUACGCGGUGCUUCCAGUUCGCCUUAGGGAAGCCGUACUGGCCGGCAUUCUGCUUUCGGGGGCCCAUCUUUGGGCGGCCAUUUGUAUGAACCUAAAUGAUCAAAGGGACAUUUUAUUUUGUGACUUCCUGGUGUUGACUUGUGCCAAUUUGGCAGGAAUUUUUACGCAUUGGCCAAGGGAAAGGGCUCAAAGACAAGCUUUUUUGGAAACUAGGCAAUGUAUUGAAGCCAGACUGACAACUCAGAGAGAAAACCAACAACAGGAACGACUUUUAUUAUCAGUUCUUCCUCGACAUGUAGCAAUGGAAAUGAAAGCUGAUAUUGCAGGACAGCCUAAAGAAGCACAAUUUCACAAAAUUUAUAUACAAAGACAUGAAAAUGUUAGUAUUUUGUUUGCUGAUAUCUGUGGUUUCACUAGUCUUUCGGAUCAAUGUACUGCUGAGGAAUUAGUUCGGUUGUUGAAUGAACUUUUUGCAAGAUUUGAUCGCUUGGCUGCCGAACACCAUUGUCUUCGUAUAAAGUUACUGGGCGAUUGUUACUAUUGUGUUUCCGGGCUUCCGGAGCCGAGACCGGAUCACGCCCACUGUGCCGUCGAAAUGGGCCUCGAUAUGAUCGAUGCCAUUGCAUUAGUCCGAGAGGUGAUGGCAGUGAACGUCAACAUGAGGGUCGGCAUUCAUACCGGCCGUGUUCAUUGCGGUGUUUUGGGUUUAAGAAAAUGGCAAUUUGAUGUUUGGUCAAAUGAUGUCACAUUGGCCAAUUAUAUGGAAAGUGGAGGAAUACCAGGACGAGUUCAUAUAACUCGAGAAACUUUGCAAUGUCUUGAUGGUGAUUACGAGGUUGAAGAAGGUCAUGGUGGUGAAAGAAAUGGUUAUUUAAAGGAUCAUAAUAUUCAAACCUAUUUAAUUGUACCUGGAGAUACCUACAGACAACAGGAAAACAAACCGCAACAUUCGUUCUCGAUGAAUGGAAAUAUUUCAAAGGAAAUGCGAAUGAUGGGCCAUGGGUCGCAGUUGGGUUUUGGAGAACCUCCUGGUGAAGACAAAGAUCCUGAAGAUGAAGUAAAUGAGUACCUAAUGAGAGCAAUUGAUGCCCGAAGUAUAGAUCGUCUGAGAGCAGAACAUUGUCAAACAAUACUUUUGACUUUUAGGCAGAAGGAAGUCGAAAAAAAGUUUUGUUUGGAACCAUAA
Molecule: messenger RNA, 2456 nt
Organism: Ctenocephalides felis (cat flea)
Lineage: Eukaryota; Metazoa; Arthropoda; Insecta; Siphonaptera; Pulicidae
Product: adenylate cyclase type 5-like
Exons: 19
Coding region: 258-2456 (732 amino acids)
Biological process (GO): adenylate cyclase-inhibiting G protein-coupled receptor signaling pathway; adenylate cyclase-activating G protein-coupled receptor signaling pathway; intracellular signal transduction
Cellular component (GO): plasma membrane
Molecular function (GO): adenylate cyclase activity
Source: RefSeq, a predicted model, not a curated record